ACAUCCAUUCUACAUAUUCACUCAUCUUCCUCUCCAAAUAAAUUCAUUCAUUAUUUUACCAUUUAAAUUUUCCUACAAAUACAAAACAAUAUGGGACUGGAUAUGUUGAUGAAUAUGUUUGCUGGUCUUGGAACUGGCGAUUUAGGCGCACCAGAGAAUCCAAAUGUACCACCUGAAGAACUCUAUGCAACUCAAUUGACACAACUUCAAGAAAUGGGAUUUUUGACGCGGCAGAGAAUAUUAGGGCUCUACAAGCUACUCUUGGUAAUGUCCAUGCUGCAGUGGAGCGACUUUUGGGAAAUAUUGGUCAGUGAUAAUAUUGAUCAGACGAUUUGUUUUUUGAACACAAGUUCACCAAAGGACAUAACCUUUUGUGGAUUAAGAUUUGGUACACCCAGAUUAGUCUCACAGAAGAUUGGAAAAACACAGAGCUCGGGAACCAGGAUUACUAUUUAUGCUUGUGUUUCUGGGUAUAUAGGCUCGUAUCUCACUCCCUAGGCUAAAUGUUUAGACAUUCUUCUUACCCUUCUCCCCUCUACUGCGUCUUUGAACGUUAUGUACAUACACAAUUUGAAUUAUGUUCUGUGAAAUGUUUGAUAUGAUUCUAGUCAAUGUAUUUUCCAGGAUGUAGUUUUCGGAUUUGAUCCUGUUAUGGGUUUCUUUGCUGUAUUUUUAGCUGAGAAGAACCAGCUUCUGCUUUUAGAGAAUCAUAUGUGUUUCCCAUACGCUGUUAUGAGUAAAGAAUUUACAA
Amaranthus tricolor (Joseph's coat) is the source of this 751-nucleotide messenger RNA. RefSeq lists its product as uncharacterized. The coding region runs from base 91 to 498 and encodes 135 amino acids. The record is from RefSeq and is a predicted model, not a curated record. NCBI's taxonomy places the organism in Eukaryota, Viridiplantae, Streptophyta, Magnoliopsida, Caryophyllales, Amaranthaceae. The transcript has 2 exons.